CCGCCGCCCGCCCGGCCCGGCCCGGCCCCGCGGAGCCCGGGCACCCCCCCCUUUCCCCCGCCCCAAAUGAGCGGCGCUCCCGGCGGGCCCCGGCCGAGGACCCCGCCGAGCCGCGGAGCCGCGGCCGCCCCGUCGCCCCGGCCGCCCCCCGCCGACCCGCUGCGCCAGGCCAGCCGGCUGCCCAUCCGCGUCCUGAAGAUGCUCAGCGCCCACGGCGGCCACCUCCUGCACCCCGAGUACCUCCAGCCGCUCUCCUCCACGCCCGUCAGCCCCAUCGAGCUGGACGCCAAGAAGAGCCCGCUGGCGCUGCUGGCCCAGACCUGCUCGCAGAUCGGGAAGCCCGACCCGCCGCCCUCCUCCAAGCUGAACGCCGUGGCGGCCGCCGCGCCCGCCGCCGACAAGGAGCCCUCCGCCCGGCCCGCCGCGCUGAAGCCGCCGGGCAGCGGCGGGGACGCGCCCGCCGAGGACAAGUCGAGCUUCAAGCCCUACUCGAAGGGCGGCGGGGAGCCGCGCAAGGAGGGCGGCGCGGACAAGGCCGGCUUUCGGGUGCCCAGCGCCGCGUGCCCGCCGUUCCCCCCGCACGCCGCCGCCUCGCCCGGCGGCUCCCGCGGGGCCUCGCCGCAGCACCCCGACCCCAAGGGCGCCGAGGAGAAGAAGGAGCCCGAGAGCGGCAAGCCCAGCCCCGAAGGGACGGGCGGGGCGCUGGGGCGCGGGGUGGCGGAGGCCGGGGCGCACGGCGAGCCCCCCUCGGGCCGCAAGUCGGAGCCCCCCGCGCUGCCGCCCGCCGGCCAUGUGGCCCCCGUGUCGCCCUACAAGCCGGGCCACUCCGUCUUCCCCCUGCCGCCCUCCAGCAUCGGCUACCACGGCUCCAUCGUCGGCGCCUACGCCGGCUACCCGUCCCAGUUCGUGCCCGGGCUGGACCCCACCAAGCCGGGGCUGGUGGGCAGCCAGCUGCCGGGGGCGUUGGGGCUGCCGGGGAAACCGCCCAGCUCCAGCCCGCUCACCGGGGCCUCGCCGCCCUCCUUCAUGCAGGGAUUAUGCCGGGACCCGUACUGCCUGAGCUACCACAGCGCCUCGCACCUGGGCUCCAGCAACUGCUCCAGCUGCGUGCACGACCCCGGCAGCCUCAAGAGCGGAUACCCCUUGGUGUACCCCACGCACCCCCUGCACUCGGUGCACACCACGCUCUCCUCCGGCGGCACCCCCAGCCUGCCCGGCCACCCCCUGUACACCUACGGCUUCAUGCUGCAGAACGACCCCCUGCCCCACAUAUGCAACUGGGUGUCUGCCAGCGGACCCUGCGACAAGAGGUUUGCCACCUCGGAGGAGCUGCUCACCCACCUACGGACCCACACGGCCCUGCCGGGGGCCGAGAAACUCUUGGCGGGCUACCCUACCUCCGGGCUGGGCUCGGCGGCCUCCUGCCACCUGCACCUGCCGCCCGCCGCCCCCGGCAGCCCCAACACCUUACCGGCCUCGCUCUCCUUGAGGAGCCCACACACUUUGGGACUAAACAGGUACCACCCCUACGGCAAGAGCCACUUGCCCGCGGCCGGCGCCCUGCCCGUGCCCUCCUUGCCGGCCGCCGGACCUUACUACUCCCCGUACGCGCUCUACGGCCAAAGACUCACGUCAGCCUCGGCUUUGGGAUAUCAGUAACCAGCGCGGCCCCGGCCGGCUCAGCCCCAGCCUCCCCGCGCCCUCCUUGGACUCUGUAUUUAUUACUGUAUGUUAGCUUAAAGCUGGGAAUAUAAGUGCAUUAUACACCAAUGAAUCAAUGGUAUGCAAAAGUCUGUGUCCAAAAAAAAAAAAAACAAAAAAAACCCCGAAAAAAGAAAAAAAAAAAAAAAUCCCUCUUUACUUUGCAGGUGUGGGGCUUUGAUUUUCCCCUUUUGUUUCUUUUGAAUUUUUUUUUUUCCUUCCCCUUUCUUAAUUUCCCCCGAGAAAUUCUUGCAUGACUCCUGCCACACAUGGAAAAGCAAAAAAAAAAAAAAAAAAAAAAAAAAAAGGCAUUUUCCUCCUUCCCCUCUGCGUUUAUCGCUCUGGGAUUCUGUUCUCUGCAUUUGUAACUUGCAGAUGUAAUUUUUUUUGUAAUUUUUUUCUUAUUUUUAAUCUUUGGGGUUUUCAAAUUUUUUUCCCUUUUAAAAUUUUUUGUGGUUUAUUUUUUUUUUAUUUUACAUUUUUUCUUUUUUUUUUUUCCUUUUUUCGCGCUGUGUCCGGGGCCGGGGGGGCUGCUCACACCGGCCGGGUGAUGUUCACCCCAGGCCGUGCCCCGCCGGGGGGCUGCAGGACCCCGCGUGUCCCCCCCACAUCCCCGGUGGGGGGACCGGAGGAGCGGCAGGACCGGCGGCCCCGGGCGGGCGGACGAGCCCCGGUAAGUCUGAUUUUGUUAAUAAACGCCUCUUGGUUGUACCCACGCUCUGGUCUGGUCUCGUCCCUGCCCGGGGGUCCGGCGGGGGCCGCGGGGUCCCAGCACCAUCUAGCGGCGGCGGCGGCGGCAGCGGCGGAGCCCCGCGGCACCGGAGCGGCCCCGGCCGCGCUCCGGGCGCGGCCCCGCGCCCCCGUCCCCCUCCCCGCGUGUCCCUGCCCCCGGUGUCCCCGCGCGUGGCGGCGUUGGGAAGGUUCGAGAAGGCGUUUGGCGGGGUCAGAGCCGUGCCCGCGCUGCGGUUUUAGGGGUGCCGGUGUGCUAGGAGCAGCGUGCCGGGUCUCGGUGUGCGGGCGGCAGGGAGCUGGCGGGUCCUGCCUGCUCCCGUUCCAUCUCGGUGCCGGGAGGAGGGGGAUGGAUGGCUCUGGCGUGGUCUGGCUCCAUCCCCGCCGUGUUGGGGGGCUCUGCCUGCUCCGUGCCCCAAGGAAAGCACUUUUCCUCCAGCUCUGGGACCCCCGGCCAAGCUCCCCCUCGAAACCCUGCAUGCCCCAUUGCCCCCUAUCACUUUUUUAUUUUCUGCCUCGUUCCUAUUGCAUUUCAGUGAGUCACGCAAUUAAUCCCUGUUAAUUGCCUUCUCGAUAUUGCUUUAUGCCCUGUGUUUAAAUUCCUUUGUGUCCUUUGAGCUGAAAAACAACGCGCUGAGAACAGGGACUACUUUUGCUGAAGGGAUUUUUAUUUCCCUGCCUGUGCCUCGAGCGUGGCUGCGGCCGGUGGGAGGGCCCAGCCGGGUUUCCUAUGGCAGCAGGAGAGGUUUGGUGGUCCAGUGGCCAGUUUGGCUCCGUGCUGAGCUCCCCGAGGUUGGUUUUGGGGGUCUGUGGCUGCCCCUGUGCGGACGUGGCUGGGGUCCGGUCGUGCCCGUGCUGGUGUUGCUCCUUCCAGGUGGGAUGUUUGCUGGAUGAGGGCUGGGGCUGGCACAGGGGUGUUUGCAGGGCUGGGGCUGGCACAGGGGCGCUUUGCUGCGGGUGUUUGCUCUGUCCUGUGGGCACAGCAGGAACGGGGUGCCAGGCCCAGGCUGGUGCAGCCUCCUGUGUCCCUGCUGGAUGCUGAGCCCUCCGGCAGCUGAUGCUGGCCGUGGAGGAGGAUGCCAGGAGCGGUGGGCAGAGCAGUUCCAGUGCAUUCUCUCUGGUGGCACGGGAGGUAUCCAGCCCCCCGGCCCUCGGGAGCAUCGCUUCUCCCAGGAUGUGGCCCCCACUCGGUGUCGGCCUCGCUCGGGCACUGCCGGUGCCCAUCAUAAAUCCUUCGUGAUGGGGCCUGUUUCAGGUUCCUGCACUGAGAUUUUGUCCCACCACGCCAGUCCCUGGCCGUGGCUGGGCACCUCGUGCCGCGGGGUGGGAGGAUGAUGCCGCAGAGCCUGAAGGUGUGGUAGCCCAGUGCCAAAAUCAGCACACCCGGCACAGCCGCUCCGGGUGUCGGCGCUGCCGGGGCUGUGCCAGAUCCCAGCCAGGGCACGGGGCAAGGGGCUGCACAGCUUCAUCCUGCCAGAGCCUGCUCCCAGAGCUGCUGGACGCAUCCCUCCUCACGCUCCAUCCCUCUCUGCCCCAAACCCUGCCACACAAGGAUGUUCCCUGCUCCAAAAACGAGCCCGCGCGCCUUCCCUUCACCCACGGUGCUGCCUGGAUGUGUUCUGCUGUGCAGGAGGUUCCCUGAGGAAUAUUUUUCCCCUCCCUAAGGACUGCAGCAGCGGGGCCAGACCGUGUAAACACCGCGAGUAUCAUCUGAUAGCGGCGGCACUCGGGCUGGAGCUGCUGGGGAACAGUUGCAUUGCCAAUAUAUUAAAUAAUUCCCUGUGUAAUGUAUGCCCAGGUUAUUGCGGAAUUCAUUUUAUAAUAAGAGCACUGGGAUGCACUUUAUUAAUCAUUCUGUCUAACAACCUGCACUCCACAGUUUCGGUUUGAUUUGAUUCAAUCCUGUCUUUCUGCAAAAUAUAUGGCUGAGUGGGUCGGAUAAUGUAUGGCUUAAUUUAGAGUUGUAUGGGUUUGAAUUACCAUUUUCAUAAUGUGCUGUGCAUUAAUGUGUUGCAUCAUUUAUACAGAAAAAUGUGCCAGGUUUCAAACCUCUCCAGGAGGCAAAAGUCACCUAAAGGGAACGCGGAGAGACAGAAAAAGACCUUUUCGAAUCCAGCCGGGGCUGGGAGGACACCGGUGGGUGUCGGACGUGGGGACGGCAGUGUUGGGGCUGUGCUGGUGGCUCCUUUCCCCGUGGCACAGCAGCACCUUCUCCAGCUCGCCCCGAGCUGCCGGGGACCUGCAGCGCUUGACUCGCCGGUGACCCCGGUGCCGGCGCUCGCCGAAGUCGCGCCCACCGCCGCUCACCCCGCGCCGCGAGGAAAAAGCUCUGAUUAUCCAAAUACAGUCAUUAAAGGGGAAAUGUGUUUUUAGGACUGUCAGAGUGAUUAAUGAGGGUUAGCAAUCCUUGCAAAUGCACUUGUUUAGUCUAACUGGCAGCCUCUCCUUCCCUAUUGAUUUAUGGUGGCAGUUGCCGGGGCCGUGGUGUGUGUGGAAGGAGCGGGGCUGCGCCGGGGCUGCCGGGGCACGGCGAGGGGCCCGGCCGAGCGGCACGGCACGCUCUGCUGUGCCGGAGGCAGCCGAACAAAGGCAACAUUAUACCCUGUGCCGGGGAAGGAAUGACUUGGACGCACACGCCGAGCCGCUCCGCGUGCCUUAUAAAUAUCCCCGUCUGUGAUGGCCGAAGCCCAGCUGACCACAGCCACGCUGUCCGCCCAAUAAAUACGUGAAUGAAAGAGCCAGGCCCUAUUUUUUCUUGUUGUUUUCCUUCCUCUCCUGCACAAAAAUCCCCGAUGUCUUUUAGGUGAUGCAGAGGUGGCUGCCCGCAGACGUACAAGGCGUUUCAGAGUCCAGAGCGGAGCACGGCGUCCUCGAGGGCUGGAGCCUGCCCAGGGGUCAGGUCGGGAUGCAGAGGCAUGGGCCAGAGCAGAGCCAUGGUGGGUGGAUGAGAAGUUCCUCAGUUGCAUAAAGCAGCUUUUCUUUCCACGUGAGCGCUGGUGGAAGCCACGGAGAACGCAGGCUCUGUUUGUCCUCCAAGUCAGAGUGGUGUGGACACCUCCUGUCCCCCCACCAGCAUCCCCGUGCCCAACCUGGGGUCUGGGCUUUGCUUUGGGGCACACUUGGUGCUGCAUGAGCUGAGAGCAGACCUGGAGGGACAGAGCUGUGCUUGGAGGUGGCAGCGGAGGUCCUGUGCCAGGCUGUGAGCUGGAGCCCUGCAGAAGGAGCAGCUGGAGCAGCCGGCGGUGACACGGCGGUGACACGGAGCAGCCAGGGCAGCAGCAGGGUGUGGAGCUGUGUGUGCCCACCAGAGCCCCGCACUGCCCUGCUGUGGGAUCACCUCCAGCCACUCCGAGCAGUGGGACAGCACAAGUGACAAGAGGCUGGACGAGGUGAGUGGAGAAGGACAAAGACCUCAAGGCGCCAAAGCCAGAAGAGUAUGGGCAGGCGCCCGGGCACUGCAGUGGCCAGGAAUGCCACAAAUGGGAGUGGACUUUCCUCUGGCUCUGGAUAUCAGCUGAAGAGCUGCUGCUGCCUCUGCCGUGGCCAUGGAUUGGUGUGUGCUGCAAAUCCUCCAGCAGCAGAUCCUCCAGCAGCUCAGGUUCCAGCUUCGGCAGCGAUAACGCUGACUUGUUCCUCGCCACACCAGGACACCCGGCCUUGGCUGGUCACCAGUGAAGUGCCCAGGGUGACCAUGGCCAUGUUUCACUCUUCUCCAGUGUCUGAUCAGCAUGACAGUCCAGCACAGAGCCCCUGGCAGGUGACAAAGCCCUGGGGCCACGGCCAUUUCCUGGCACAGGUUGAAACCGGAGUGUGGCAGCGAUCGCGCUCGUUCCUGCAGGCUGGGUCACAGUCACCCUCUGUUUAUUGUGGCGACAAACUGAGGAGUGCUGAUCCUUACACACCAACACUUCAGCUGAAGCUCCCUGGAGAGCAGGGGAGGGCGCUCAGCUGACAGCUCCGUGCACAGAGCAGGGUCCUGGAGCUCGAGUCACAAUAACAGAGAUUUACACAGAUCUACACAGAUUUACACAGACCCGUGUGUUUUCUGAAGGUGCUCAUGGAAACCUCCGGGAGCAGCUUUGCCAUGACUUCAUCCCACCUUCCAGCGUGGUGCAGGGACACAGGACAGGAGGAUGUGACCCACGGAGGAGGUGCCUUUGCCAAAGGUGGCGGUGGAACGCUGACCCUGUGCUACCAGAGCUGGCCCUGACAGGCUGAGCAGAGCUGGACAGCACACCCGACACUGUGCAGGGUGCAACGUGACCUCUUCCAACACCUUGUGGUCCCAAAAUUCAUGGAUCACCCCUCCUGGUGUGGCAAAAUUUGGAAGGAGAUGAAGGAUGCAGCAUCCUGGGCAUCUGGUGGCUUCUGGGGCUUGACGGACCCUUCCUGCAGACACCUCAGUGGAACAGAGAACCAAAAUGGCCUUUUUUGUGUCCCCCACAGCUGCCAAGGGUGGCUCCCCAGCAGCACUCGGGGCUGCACUGGUGCCCACCACAGCACCCCUGCAUCUCCACUGGUGCAUCCCUGGGAGAGGGAGAUGCUGCUGCACCAAAGGAGACGGGAGCAGUGGGAGCCUCAGGUCCUGGGGCCACCUCUCCACGAGCAGCUCCUGCAGGAGGGGUGCCUGGGGGGCUCCGAGGGAGAAGGACAGAGAUGGGGACUGUUAAAGAUCUUUUUGCUGAGCCCUCAGUCUUCUCUGCGCUUCCCAGAGGGAGGAGAGGGCAGAGUGAAGCACCCAGAAGAUUUGCUGUGUUUUCCUCUCUGGAUGAGAAGGAUGGGGCUGCUCAUCCCCGAGCAUGGAAGGGACUCCUGGUUUCUGCUGGAGCAGUGUUGCCUUUGUGGGGUUUUGUUCCCAUUCCCGGAACAAUCCCAGUAACAUCCAACAGGCUGGAGAAGGACAGCCCCCCUCAGAGGUGAGAAGAGCCAUGUUCUGGGCAAAAUGGAAACGGAGCCAAAAGCCCUUCCUUCCUUCUGGGGCUCUCACAGUCUCUGGGGCUCUGCUUGGGUUUUGUUUUGGGAACAACUGGGACGGAUGGGGCUGGCUGGGUGCCUGCUCCUCUGGCUGCUGGGGUGUGCUCUGUCCCCAUUGCUGCUGCUCCUCAAUAAUUCCCAAGUUUUCCAAGUUGUUGUGCUGGCACGGAAAUCCUGCAGCACUGGGGCAGCUCGGGGGGAGCACCCCAAGGGGAGCACCAGCAUCCAGCAGCUCCCACCUGCUUUUGGGAUGUCCUGGUGUGGAGCAAACCCUGAGCCUUCCUGGCUGUGGGGGAACCCCUCGGGGUACUGGGACUGUCCUGCUGGGUUUGGGGACUGGCUCUGAGCACUGGAGUGUGCACAGCAGGUGAGUCUGGGGGAGAUGGGGGCCAGGGCAGCGCUGGCAGCUCCGGGGUGCUCUGUGCCAGCAGGGCACAGCACCACAGCCAGGGGUGGGCAGCGGGCACAGAGCCUUUGAUCACACCCCAGACGGCCACAAGCCCCAGGGCAGCGAUGGGCUCUGGGGACAGAUCUCUGGGUGCUGUGUCCAUGGGGCCAGCGAUGCUGCUGGCACCCCGGGCUGCCCCUGCUCAUCCCCCUGGCCCUGCCCUUCUCCCGCGGCCGGGAGCGGCCCUUUCAUCUCUCGGGGAGGUACAAAUGGAGCUGUCAGAUGCCAUCAGCCCCGCGAUAUGACAGGUUGUGGGGCCGGGGCCCCUCGAACAGAGCAGCCUUGUCUGUCAGAGCCGCCUGACACUCCCCAUAAUGGCCAGAUGGAUGAGACUCUGAAAGUAGGGCCCGGCGCGUUUUCAACUCUAUUUUGGGUGAAAACACUUCUUGAAAGAUCUUGAAAGGAGCUGGCAGUUUAGUAGUUCAAAUGAUUAAUGAGCACUGGCUCUGGCGGGUGGAUUUCUCGCGCCGUGCCAGCAGCUGGGCCGCUCCAGCGGGCCAAGACACGCCGCGCUCCCCCCGCGCCCCCCGCUCCCCCAGCCCCCCUGGCUUUCCCGGAAAUGACACCAAGGCGACAGGCCCUGCAUAUGGAAAAAGUUAAAUAUAAAUUACUGCUGAAAGAGGCCUCGCUGAGCGGAGUUAGUUAAAGAUGUUUAUGGAUUCAGAAACACGGGCCUGCAUAUGUAUUUAGGGAUGACAAAUGUGAUUCAAUAAGUCAGGAAUUUCUCCGUGGGCUGAGGCGGGACCCGCGCGGCGCGGGCGCUGCUCUGGGCUCUGCAGCUCAGUGCCAUAAAUCCUGCAGACAGGCUCCUCGCUCCUUCCCAGCCUGCUUGGGACUGAGUCUCUCCUUUUCCCUGCGUCUCACCGAGUCGCAGGAGAUGCUGUGUUUGGGAUGUGACAGCCCUGCUCCCUCCACGGGUGUCCCCUGGGGCGGGUUUGGGGGGCUUGGGAAAACCCAUGGGGGCACUGGGGACCAUGCCACCACCAGUGCCAGGCACAUCCCUGUCCCUGGGCUCUGGGAGCAGCCAGGCCCUUCAGGACUGUCAGCAGCUGAUUAACGACCGACAGCUCCAGAGCAAGUUUGGGGUUUGACCUGGUGCUUAACAAGUUCAGCCCCAAUUCUGCAGCCCCUUCACAUGGGCAGCUGGGGGGUCUCCUGGAGCCUGGGGAGCACCCACCCAAACUGCCCCCUGUUCCUGCUGCUUUUGGGGUGCACAUCAGGGACCACUGAAGCAGGAAACCCUUAAAUUAAACUCCAGCUGCUGUGGUGGGGGCCUGGCAGGGGGCCAGCUCCUUGGCAGGGGUGCCAGCUCCUUGGCAGGGGUGCUGGAUUUGGGGUGCCAACCCCCAGCAGACCCCCAGCAAUGGGCAGUGCAGGAACCACCCCCUUGGCUCUCCUCAUCCCACACCUCUGAGGCUCAGAGGGAAAUGCCUUUCGGGGGGUCAGCGCCCGGCCAGGCCUUGGACCCACAUCCACAUUCCUUUGUCCUGAUUUUAUUCGUUAGCAACAUUUGGCCUGGAUAUGGAGACAGCUAAUGAGGGACGGAGUUUAUUGCAGUUUGAUUUUUCUGUUAAAACAAUACAAUAAAAUAAAUGCACUUGGAAAUCUGG
This is a messenger RNA of Passer domesticus (house sparrow), 9462 nucleotides long. It is a transcript of the gene ZNF703, whose product is annotated as zinc finger protein 703. The record is from RefSeq and is a predicted model, not a curated record. NCBI's taxonomy places the organism in Eukaryota, Metazoa, Chordata, Aves, Passeriformes, Passeridae. Bases 67 to 1659 code for a protein of 530 amino acids. The transcript has 2 exons. Gene Ontology annotation, biological process: negative regulation of DNA-templated transcription. Gene Ontology annotation, cellular component: nucleus.